AUUAUUACUACAGCUAACUGUUCCCGUCGUGCAAUGUCUACAGAUUCUAGAUUUUCUCGUACCCUUGAUAGGAACGAAAACAAAGUUGGUCCAAGAUUGAGAUUAAUGAAGAAAGUAUAUCCCGAAUUUAGUGCACCGCCAGAUAUAACCAACUCGGAAGUUGUGAAGGCACCUCAUCUACAUCAAUCACUCUGGCGCAGAUAGAGGCUGAGUUGAAAGAAUAGAGAAUCAAGAGGUGUAUGGCAAAAUUUGUCACGAGAAUUAUACGCAGUACAUAACGUAAUUCUGUCCACAGCAGGCACAAUCAGCGUUCUCAACGCGUCGAAGGCUGCACUUGGAAUCGUAAUUGUCUCAAAUCAAGAGACAGUUAUCCAAAAUGUCACAGGAUAUUGUGUCAUCUUCAUACUCUAAUCUAGGGGCGACAGUAGUAGAAGACACGAGACACAGGAUUCUUAAUUCAUGAGGCAAAUGAAAAUUUUCUGCGCUAGAAUGUAAAUUGGAGGGUUGACAGUUUACAAUGGAGGUCUUGGGAACAGCGGCGGAUGAGGAGAGCCUGUGAAAAUUUUCACAAUGAACAGUCAAAAUUGUUCAGUACUGGCUGAGUAGGGGACGCCUUUGGUUACCAACAAUAUUCCGAAUUCUUGUUGAUUACUGAUCCUAUGGCUAGACGGAAACAAGCAAGGCCCAGCAGGAACGGGCGAGUGACUGCUGAGGAAGAUGAAGAUGAAGCUUUACAGGCUCAUGCUCCUGAUGGAAAUUGCCCGAUUUCAGAUGGUGUCGAAGAGGUCCAAGCUCCUCCUCGGAAGAAACGGGUUCGAAGAGAUGCUCCUAGUGAACCUGAAACGAAGGAAAUGCUGUGGAGAAGCAUGAUUUUACCUGAACUCUCUGGGAAGGAAGUUGCCGAGAUUAAUUUGUUAAAUAUAAGGGCAACCAAGCAACUUGAAACCAAAGAUGUUUUGGAAGAUUUGCCCUUUAGAGUCAGAAUAGAGUGGAGAAAUGAAGACAGUAGGUGCGGGGGUAACUUCAAGGAGAUGCCCAUAAGUGAUUUGAAAAUUCAGAUUGUAGCGUACUCUGAAGCAAAAUAUUUAGAUGGUGGAAACAAUGGCUUCACAGCAGCACCUAACCAGUCUGAAGAGAUUGCUUUCAAUACUGAACGGGAUGAAGUUCUCUCUGGGGAAGUAGAUGGUUCAAACGCAACUUUAUCUGCUCUCGUUUAUCUGAUCGAACAUGAGUACAUUACUCUGAGGCCUGCCUCUUGUUUGACAUCUGGUGCAUUGCCCAGUUCCACACAUACUCUGCCAAGUCGGAUGAGGAUUGUCAUAAGUGAGAAAGCUUUUACAAACGCUGGAAAAUAUGUGAGAAGAAAGAAGAAGGCUCUUCAGACAAUCAUGUGCUGGUUAAGGCCGGAGAUUCAUUCUCUCAGUGGGAUUAGAAAGUUGUCCGAGGAAGCAAUAGCAGAAAGCCAUGGCAGAGGAAUUGACAUGAAGAAGCAGACGUUCGACCCUACUGCUCUGUAUGAAGCCGUUAAGCCUUCUCGCACUGAACAAACUGAGGAAAUGAGUUUCUCCCAACUUGUUCCAAAGCUUAGACCAUAUCAGCGUGAAGCAGCAUUGUGGAUGGUCCAGCGAGAGAAGGGCUACGGGGAAAUGGUGUGUUCAUCACCUGAUGAGUUCGAGGAUACCACAGAUGCUUACGCCAGUUCUUCUGCAUCCACAUCUGCAAUUGGAAAAUGGAAUCCUGAUAUGCAUCCUUUAUGGCUUGCUGUGAAACCAAUUGAUGGGGCUUCUGACUUUUACUACAAUCCUCUCAGAGAGAAGGGAACACUGGUAACGGAGAGAGCGAUACGAUUGUUCCCUUCUUCAGAUGCCAAGUGGUGUCCUUUCGACGGAGCCGGGUGACUUUGUGUCUUACGUUCGUGGCGGAAUCCUAGCAGAUGAAAUGGGUCUUGGUAAGACGGUUGAACUGCUGGCAUGCAUACUGUCAAACCCUAACAAGGAUUUGCCUACACCAACUCCUUCAGAGAGAGCUAGGAAGGACUUGCAGGACACCUUGUUAAAACGCAAGGUUAGAAGACUCGAAUGUGUAUGUGGAUCCGCUGAAGAAGAAGAGUAUGAGGAUUCUUGUGUGAAAUGCGUUAUUUGUGAUGCUUGGCAACACUCAACAUGUGUGGCCCAUAAGAAGCCGACGGAGCAGUCAGCAGGACAGUGGAACGAGGAAAGCAGCAAGACAGAAUCUAAAAGCAAAGGAACUGGAGCUCAAAGCAGAUGCACGAAGAUGAGAAGUAAACUAAGAGAAAACAACAAUGAUAUUUUAUCAACAGGAAAUAAGUUCGUCUGUGGGACGUGUGCGGAGCUUAUUGCUAGAGUGGAAGUAGAAGAUUCUGGAGCUACUCUAAUUGUAUGCCCAACACCCAUCUUGCAACAAUGGCAGGAAGAGAUAUUACGCCACACAAAUCCAAGCUCUCUGCGGGUCAUUGUCUACGAAGGUGUUGGAAAAGGAGCCAAGAUCAUAAGAAGUACGACAAAAGGUUGCCCGUUUUUGAAGAUUGUUUCUGCUCAUGACCUUGCUGCGGCAGACAUAGUCUUGACGACCUAUGACACGCUUAGGUCAGAUUUGUCUCAUGACGCAGAUGAGACUCAGAGCGUCAAGCGAUCGUUGCGGUAUCUAAAAAGGUUCCCAGUGAUACCAACACCUCUGACAAGAUUAAAGUGGUGGAGGGUUUGCUUGGACGAGGCACAGAUGGUAGAGAGUACCACUACGAGGGCCACAGAGAUGGCUUUGCUUCUAAAAGCUCAAAAUCGUUGGUGCGUCAGUGGCACACCCAUACAACGUGGUCUGGAUGAUAUAUUUGGACUUCUCAAGUUCCUGCAGGCUAAACCUUUUCACGAGUAUCAACACUGGAGUCAAGUACUGCAGCAGCCAUACGAAGCUGGUGAUCCAUGGGCCAUCCAGUUUCUCCACAGAUUCUUAAGAAUGUUCAUGUGGCGCUUAUCGAAGACGGAUGUUGAAGAUGAGUUGAACCUUCCAAAGCAAAAGGAAGACGUCACAUGGCUUCAGUUUACACCCUUAGAAUUAUUUUAUUAUCAAGAACAACUUAAGAAUUGCGCUGUUAAGUCGAAGGAUGUUAUCAGCAAAUACCGGAAGCAGAAAGCUACCAGCUUGGACAAUGCAGAUACACCUUUACCGCAGUCAGAGGCAGUAAUAUUAUCGAGGGCAUUGCUUCAGUUGCGACAGGCAUGUUGUCAUCCGCAAGUGGGUUCUUUGAAGCAAUCCAAACCAAUGACCAUGGAUGAAACAUUGCAGGACUUGCUAGAAGAGCAGAGACAAACAGCUGAAGUACAUCAAAGGCAACUGAUCGGUGCUUGGAACGGAUUGGCUGCACUUAGCAUAAUUGAGAAUGACAUGAGUAAAGCGAAAAGUUUAUACAGGGAAGCGUUGACGUUGAUUGACAAGAACCAAGCUGAAGUUCAUGUGGAUCCCUUACAAAAGUUGCAUAUUCUGCACAACUUAGCAGGGAUUGUGAAUGCGCCUGGUAGUAAUGAAACUCGUACUCUGAGGGAUGAUCUUCUGACAAAACAGUGUGAGGAGAUCAGAUCCAAGUAUUCCGGGUCGUUUGUUACUAAGCUUCAAAUUGAAAAAGAGAAAUAUGAACAAGCACAACACCAAGUUUUUGAAGCCAACAAAGCCUGUGAGGAGUCUGGAGGAACUGACUGGUGGUUGGAGGUGCUGUCUCUAGCUGAACAACGUAGUGACGGAGGACGCGAACUGGUCGGGAAGAUAAAAUGUCACUUCUUGGAGAGUGGGAAUUCUAAGCGCGGUCGGCUCGAAAAUGCAUCAAGCCUUACUCACAGGUUCCGCGACAUAUCUGGCCUCAAAUUUGUGUUGCAGGGAGAACUUCUUGCCAUUCAAGAAAAGAGGGAGAAAGUUACAAAACAGCUCAAGGCUCUGGACAAUAUGAUGAUGAAUCUAACGGCCGAAUAUGCUGAACGCCAUGCCAAUUGUAAAAUUCAUUCAGAAGAGAAAGGAGACCCUUGCGAUCACUGUCUGAUUGAGAAUGUAUUCCAAGAAUAUGAGAAUAGACUACUGCUCUUGAGGACAUUAUCAGGAAAAGCUGAUGGAAUUAUAUUAGCGGAAGAAGCUAUUUUUGCCCAGAAUAAAAUUGCUGCGCAAAGAAGAAUUUUUAGACCUAAUGUGGAUUCCACUAUUGAGUACAAUGCAGCGGGCAGAAGUACCCGAGAUUCCAAUGCGAUUCAAUCACAGGUGAUAUGGGCACCGUCAGAAACAGAGGAAAUUUUAUCUCUCAUAAAGACGUAUGCAAAAUUUUCCGGAUUGAGACAACGUGAUGCUUCUAAGAAGCAUCUACAAAUGUUUGAGACCUUAAGGAAAGAGUACGGACAAAUGCGGAAAUGGGUAACCUCUCAAAGGGAUUUUCUCCAUGCUUUUGAUGAAUUGAACAUGGCUACCAUCCGCCUGAAUCUGCAAGUCUUAGGGGAAAAGCCGGAGACUGCGUUAGAAAAAAUGGUUAAAGUUUCAAUUGAAGAGGUCCCCUUCAGGAAGAUGGAGCUAGAGAUGGAAAGAGAUGAAGCAAAGAAGGGCCUCUCAAAUGCUGAAGGAGCUAUUAGAUUUCUCAAGGGCCAAUCAUCAAGACGCCGACAAGGAGAUCCACAUGUAGUCAACGUAGGAUGUGCUUCACAGGAAGUUGCCAACGUGAUAGAAUUGGACCGCGAAGAGGAAGAGUUUUGUCAAAUCUGCUGGCAGAAGUUUCAUUCACAAGAGGGGGUUCUAUCUUCUAAGCAAAAGUCAGUAGGGCAUCGGAUGAUCCUACUGUGUGGGCAUCUGAUGUGCGAAAAUUGCUGCAUACAGCUGAUUGGAAGGACGCCACUUCCUGCCAAUGGGAAGGACGAAAAAUGUAUCCCUUGUCCUCAGUGCCGACAGAGAACGGAUUUGUCCAAAAUUAAACGGGUAAUGGAUGAUAGUGACAGAAACAAUUUGGCGGUGCAAGGCGGUCAUUUUACCGAUUCCUCUAGAGAUACGGAAGAAUCUCAAAUCACUGUGAAAGGAGAUUACGGUACUAAGAUAACGGCCAUAGUGCGGAGGAUGAAGUUGGUGACAUCAAAAGAUCCACAGGUCAAGGUGCUCAUUUUUUCCACCUGGCAAGACGUGCUAGAAGUUAUUGGGCAUGCUCUCAAAGAAAACGGAAUACGCUCUGCUCGCGUGAAGGGCAGCAAUUUACAGAAGGCGCUCCAAGAAUUUAGAGGCUUACCAGAAGCAAAAAUAUUAAAUUCCAGACGACAAAGCUCCAAUUUAACUCUAGACGGACCUAUUCAAGCAUUCUUGCUGCCAUUCAAUGUUGGUGGUAAUGGACUGAAUUUAGUUGAAGCCCAACACGUUAUUUUAGUAGAACCCUUGCCAAACCCUGGAGUUGAGGCCCAGGCUAUCAAUAGAGUUCAUCGAAUCGGUCAAAGUCGCCCAACAUUUGUACAUCGUUUCAUUGUAAGUGAAUCGGUCGAACAGAGCUUGUAUGAAAUGGGCAGAAAACAAACAGACAUUUCAAAACUUCCUCCAUCUAGGAACUGGAAUCGGAACCCUUUUGAAUAUACUGAUAUCACCUCUGUAUUUGAUCUAUUUUCCGGGGCAUUGGCCGACGUUGAAGAGGGUGCAUCAUCAGGAGGUCCUCAUUCUUUGGAUAAUACGAGGAACAUCUCUCCCACAGAAGCCGCAGGAGCAGCAGCAGAGGCUAGACGCAACGCAAAUUUAGCUCUGGAAGUUCCUCAGAUUUAAGAUCUCUCGCUCACUCACAAUUCAUCCCUUCCUACUCAAUUGUAAUUUGGCAGAAGCGAUCUUGUUCGCAUAGUUCCAGAAUCCACCCCUUUGUGUAUAAGAAUUGGGUAUAUAUCGAUUUCAUUACUUCAAAUCAAAAUAUAGUCUCA
Molecule: messenger RNA, 5930 nt
Organism: Marchantia polymorpha subsp. ruderalis
Lineage: Eukaryota; Viridiplantae; Streptophyta; Marchantiopsida; Marchantiales; Marchantiaceae
Source: the annotation of a GenBank genome assembly